CUAAUGUCCACCCCAAGGGCUCUCUCUCCACUCGCAUCGAGUCUCAUAUUCCGGGUACUCAAGCUCAUCGUGAACGAGAGUACCUUGAACAUGAGGAUCGUACCACCUUUGGACGCAAUCACCCUGUUCCUCCCAUGAACGCUCCUCCUGUAGGGACCAAUACUGCUGCAGCUAACCCAAUGAUGAACACGACUGUACCAAACACUGGUGGAUACGGAACUGGAACCGGUGGAUACACAGGUACGACCGGUCCUACUGUUGGUGGCCACGGUGGUCAUGGAGCCACCAUGCGUGAGAGGGCAGCCGAACUUCAAGGACGUGGACAUGGUGGUAUAGGAACAACCGCUGCAGCAACCGGAACACAUACCGGAGCACCCAAGGCGCAUAUGGGCGAUCGCAUAAUGGGUGGUAUUGAAGCUGCAAUUGGACGCGCGACCAACAAUCCAGUUACAGAGCAGAAAGGAUGGGAGCGCAAGACCUUUGGCGAUCCUAAGCACCGUCAGGCGAAUGCUAAUCUAGCUGCUCAACAAGCGUAUGGUCCUACUGGUCAACCCGCUCAACAAGCUUUCACAAAUCCGCAACCUGGAUACACCGCUCCCACUCAACCACCACGCCCGUACUAA
This is a messenger RNA of Acaulospora colombiana, 623 nucleotides long. The record is from the annotation of a GenBank genome assembly. Lineage: Eukaryota; Fungi; Glomeromycota; Glomeromycetes; Diversisporales; Acaulosporaceae.